ACCUCGGCUCUCACCAUGUUCCCCUUCGAUUCGGCUUGUCAGAGUCGCUGGCAUUUCAAGAUGAUGCGAAAAGGAAACAUCCCACAAGCAUCUCAGACACUAUUCAUGAAAAUUUCACAAUGGCAAUGAUGAAAGCCAUCCAUAUCCCAAAAUUCCACGGCGAGGACAUCUCCACUCUCUCCCCAUCCGAAGUCCCCGUACCAAAACCAAAGCCCAAUGAGUUUCUAAUCCGCAUCACGCAUUGCUCGCCUCAACAUGCCGAUAUCCUACACGCCCAAGGCAAGCACCAGAAUAACACCAAGCGAGGAUGGUGUCAUCCGCCUUUUGUAUCAAGUUCCUGAGGACUUUCUACAAAAAGGCCACGGGUUAACAAACGUGCUUGCAGAUCCUUGGCUACGACUUCGCCGGAAUCGUACAAACCCUUCCCUCCUCCUCCUCCUCCUCAAACGGCAGACGAAACCACAACCUCAAAAAAGGUGACCGCGUGUUUGGUGCCAAUAUAGGCGCUUUUGCAGAGUACAUCUGUGUCACUGAAGACUAUAUUCAACCUGUCCCCGAAAAACUUUCGAGUGAGACUGCAGUUGCCAUGUCCGGACAAGCAGUUAGUUAUGCUUCUGUCGUGCACAUUGCGAAGGUGCAAAAGGGGGAAACAGUCCUAGUCAGUGGAGCGAGCGGUGGGUUAGGCAGCGUUUGCUGUAAGGUAGCAAAAGCUGUAGGAGCUCGAGUCAUCGCACUCACAGGCGACCGCGCGAAGGCGGAAUUCAUG
Molecule: messenger RNA, 766 nt
Organism: Pseudocercospora fijiensis CIRAD86
Lineage: Eukaryota; Fungi; Ascomycota; Dothideomycetes; Mycosphaerellales; Mycosphaerellaceae
Exons: 1
Coding region: 256-480 (74 amino acids)
Source: RefSeq, a predicted model, not a curated record